Molecule: messenger RNA, 1524 nt
Organism: Gastrolobium bilobum
Lineage: Eukaryota; Viridiplantae; Streptophyta; Magnoliopsida; Fabales; Fabaceae
Product: guanine nucleotide-binding protein subunit beta-2-like
Exons: 6
Coding region: 168-1340 (390 amino acids)
Biological process (GO): G protein-coupled receptor signaling pathway
Cellular component (GO): heterotrimeric G-protein complex; cytoplasm
Molecular function (GO): protein binding; signaling receptor complex adaptor activity
Source: RefSeq, a predicted model, not a curated record
AGAACAAGCACAACUUAGCCAACCCCAUUUCACAAUUUACCUUUCCCAUGAUUUCUAUCACUUAAAUUUCGUGUCUUGCAUUCUCACGCACACACACAAUGCUCUACCUCUCAAACCCAACAUGUACAUGUCCCUUUCUUCCUUGAAUACCCUGUUACGGAGCUGAAAUGUCUGUUAUGGAGCUGAAGGAGCGUCACUCUUCUGCCACCGACACCGUAAACAAUCUCAGGGAGCAAUUAAAGCAGAAACGUCUUUCUUUGCUUGAUACAGAUGGUAAAAGUUUUCAUUUCUCUUGUUAUGGGAAUUUUUCAGUUGCUGGGUACGCGAGGUCUCAGGGUAGAACUCCUGUGACCUUUGGACCCACGGAUCUGGUUUGCUGUAGAACAUUGCAGGGUCAUACAGGAAAGGUGUAUUCAUUGGAUUGGACUUCUGAAAGCAAUCAGAUUGUUAGUGCAUCCCAAGAUGGCCGAUUAAUAGUGUGGAAUGCUCUAACAAGGCAGAAGAUUCAUGCCAUAAAGCUGCCUUGUGCAUGGGUCAUGACCUGUGCUUUCUCACCAACUGGUCAGUCUGUUGCAUGCGGUGGUCUUGACAGUGUUUGCUCUAUUUUCAAUCUGAAUUCUCCUACUGACAAGGAUGGGAAUCUACCUGUUUCCCGGAUGCUUAAUGGACACAAGGGUUAUGUUUCCUCUUGUCAGUAUGUUCCAGAUGAAGACAUUCACUUAAUUACUGGUUCUGGAGAUCAGACAUGUGUUUUAUGGGAUAUUACUACUGGCCUUAAAACAUCUGUUUUUGGAGGUGAUUUUCAGUCUGGACAUACUGCAGAUGUUCUUAGCAUCUCCAUUAAUGGAUCCAACUCAAGAACGUUUGCAUCUGGUUCUUGUGAUGCAACUGCUCGAUUGUGGGAUACUCGUGUGGCUAGUCGAGCAGUGCGGACAUUUCAUGGGCAUGAGGGAGAUGUUAAUGCAGUCAAAUUCUUUCCAGAUGGAAAUAGAUUUGGAACUGGCUCAGAUGAUGGAACUUGCAGAUUGUUUGACAUUAGAACUGGACACCAACUUCAAGCAUAUUAUCAACAGCACAGUGACAAUGACAUACCACCUGUUACCUCAAUUGCAUUCUCCGUAUCAGGAAGACUUCUGUUUGCUGGAUACACAAAUGGAGAUUGCUAUGUUUGGGACACUUUAUUGGCCAAGGUGGUUUUGAAUUUAGGAUCUCUCCAAGACUCUCAUGAGGACAGGGUUAGCUGUUUAGGUUUGUCAACCGAUGGAAGUGCCUUGUGUACAGGAAGUUGGGACACAAACUUAAAGAUAUGGGCAUUUGGAGGGCAUAGGAGGGUAACCUGAGCCAUUGAGGGAGGUAAAGACUUGUCCAUUGACUUUCCUUUUCAGGGCUACUAAAGCCAAAGCCUUUACAGGGCGUUGUGGUUCUCAUCACAAUCCAGUAGUGAUGGUCAAAUUGUAGACGACUUGCGUGGAAUGCAAAGGAUAUGGUAUGUUCAUCCUCGUGUCCGUUUGUCAAAUGUGUGUA